CCAAAAUCAACAACUUCAAACACCUUAACUACGUCAUCACAAUCAACCAUCUCGGCACAAGCAACAAAAUUAAACGUCUCAUUAGAGUUUAACUCUUUACCCAAAAAAAGAAAAGCUGCUAACCAACUUGAAAAUAUCCUUAAAAAGUUGGAUGACGCUAGAGAAAUAUAUAAUUCUGUUGAGGUUAAAAGUAAAGAGAAAAAGGUAUCAAAGAAAAUAGCAGAUUAUUUGGUUCAAAAAGCAAUUAGACAACUUUCAUCUGAAUUAUUUUAUGAGUAUAAGCAAAUAAGCAACAAAGAGGUGAAAAAGCAGCUCAAAGAUAAGUUGAAAAAUGAUAAAGAUUGUGCUAAGCAAUUACAAUAUUUGAAAGAAAAGAGAUUUUCAUUCAAUAAGUUGUGGAAUAAAAAAUUUUAUUCAGAUAUCAGUAUCG
Racocetra persica is the source of this 430-nucleotide messenger RNA. The record is from the annotation of a GenBank genome assembly. NCBI's taxonomy places the organism in Eukaryota, Fungi, Glomeromycota, Glomeromycetes, Diversisporales, Gigasporaceae.